AUGAAAAAAAAUUAUUUUGAAGAAAGUGUAAAAUUGCACAGAGAACAUAAAGGAAAAUUAAAAAUAGCUUCAAAAGUGACAUUGGAGAGUUUGGACGAUUUAUCUACCGUGUAUUCACCGGGAGUGGCACAGCCUUGUUUGGAAAUUCACAAAAACCCCGAAAUGGUAAAAGAAUUGACCAUCAAAAACAAUACGGUAGCCGUAGUAACCGAUGGCAGUGCGGUUUUAGGAUUGGGAAAUAUUGGCGCGGAAGCAUCGAUACCUGUAAUGGAAGGAAAAGCAAUACUCUUCAAGGAAUUUGCCGAUAUUGACGCAUUUCCUAUUUGCCUCAAAACACAAGAAGUAAAUGAAAUUAUUUUUAUCGUAAAAAAUCUUGCACCCGUUUUUGGUGGCAUUAAUUUGGAAGAUAUUGCGGCACCUAAAUGCUUUGAAAUAGAAGAAAAAUUGCAGGAUAUAGGCAUUCCUGUUUUUCAUGAUGACCAGCACGGGACGGCUAUUGUACUUUUAGCGGCCUUGCUCAAUGCGUGUAAAGUUGUCAAUAAAAAUAUCAAAGACCUCAAAGUAGUCAUUAAUGGUGCUGGAGCGGCAGGUGUAGCUAUUAUGAAAUUGCUCAAAUGCAUCAAUUUUGAUAACAGUAUAUGUAUUUCGGUGAAAGAAAUAUUGAUGUGCGAUACACAAGGUAUUAUCUGUAAAACUCGAAAAGAUUUGAAUGAUAGCAAAUUGGAAAUUCUCAAAUAUUGCAAUGCACGCCACGAAGAAGGAACGGUAAAAGAUGCCAUUAAAGGUGCGGAUGUAUUUAUAGGCGUAAGCAAAGGCAAUUUGCUUACGAGCGAGGAUAUCGCUACUAUGAAUAAAGAUGCAAUCGUAUUUGCGAUGGCAAAUCCUAUCCCUGAAAUUAUGCCUGAAGAAGCUUAUAAAGGUGGCGCAGCCAUUGUAGGAACGGGAAGAAGCGAUUUGCCCAAUCAAGUGAAUAAUGUAUUGGCAUUUCCUGGAAUUUUUAGAGGUGCAUUGGAUGCCAAAGCCACUCAAAUUACAUCCAAAAUGAAGUUAGCCGCUGCUCAUGCACUCGCAAAUUGCGUACCCAAUCCCUCUUCCGAACAUUUACUACCCAAUGCACUAGACAAAUCCGUAGCCAAAAUUGUGGCCGAAGCGGUGAAAAAUGCGUGGUAA
Molecule: messenger RNA, 1170 nt
Organism: Daphnia magna
Lineage: Eukaryota; Metazoa; Arthropoda; Branchiopoda; Diplostraca; Daphniidae
Product: probable NAD-dependent malic enzyme 4
Exons: 1
Coding region: 1-1170 (389 amino acids)
Molecular function (GO): malate dehydrogenase (decarboxylating) (NAD+) activity; NAD binding
Source: RefSeq, a predicted model, not a curated record